Molecule: messenger RNA, 3534 nt
Organism: Diorhabda carinulata
Lineage: Eukaryota; Metazoa; Arthropoda; Insecta; Coleoptera; Chrysomelidae
Gene: smo
Product: protein smoothened
Exons: 8
Coding region: 370-3438 (1022 amino acids)
Biological process (GO): central nervous system development; positive regulation of smoothened signaling pathway; smoothened signaling pathway
Cellular component (GO): cilium; plasma membrane; dendrite
Molecular function (GO): patched binding; transmembrane signaling receptor activity
Source: RefSeq, a predicted model, not a curated record
AGCAGAACUUAAUACAUAUUAACAAAAGUAGUUUUUGAGUAUAUUGUAUAAAAACAAAAUGUUUAUAGUACAGUGGUGUUUUUUAAAUAAUUAUUAAAAUUUUACUUGAAAAUCCACUAUUAUCGAAUUAGACUAAAAUGCAUCUACAAAAUAUCGUUAACGGUAAUAUUGUUAUUUAGCUUUUAUGAUACAGGAUUGUUUGUUGACAUCGUGUGGGGUUUUCCCACGUGGGUGGUCUAUUUAUUGUGUAUUUUCCAUUCAAGGCGCCAAGGAGUAAUUUGAUUUUGAAAAAAAAAGUGAAUUGCAAGUGUGUUUUAUUUUAAACUUACAUAAAACACAGUAACAUAAUUAUUUUAUUAAUAUAUAACAAUGAAAGUGUUUUUGUUGUUGAUAAUUUAUCCGCAUCUUGUUACUUGCGGAACAAUUCAAAGAAAAUAUUUGGAAGAAUCGCAAUUUUACGAUUCUUUUGAGACUGAAUCGACACCGCAAAAUUACAGCUUUUCGCCUCACAUCCAUCAUAAAGAAUCAAAAAAGACAAAGGAAACGUCACGAUUAAAAUUAUACGAUUUAAAUCUUCCGUACUGCCAGAGAUCUGCGAAAUGCCAAAUUUUAAAUUUCACUACUUGCAUGGGGGCCAAAUUACCAUAUCAUAGCACAACUUUAGACCUUACUGAUUUGAAAAGUCAAGAGAAAGUACAAGAAAAACUACAGUUAUAUAGAUAUUUAAAAUUUAUUCCUAAAUGCUGGGCAGUUAUUCAACCAUUCCUAUGUUCUUUAUACAUGCCUAAAUGUGAAGAUGAUAAAGUGGAUUUACCUUCUUAUGAAAUGUGUAAAAUUACUUUAGAGCCUUGUAAAAUUUUAUAUAACAGUUCGGUGUUUCCCGAAUUUUUCAAUUGUGAAGAUGAACGUUUGUUUCCCAUGAAUUGCAAAAAUGAUAUCCAUGAAGUUAAGUUCAAUACAACAGGUUAUUGUAUGGAUCCAUUAGUAAAGACUGACAAACAAGAAUGGUGGUAUCCUGACGUAGAAGGUUGCGGUUUGAAAUGUAAAGAUUCUCUUUAUACAGAAAAUGAACAUUAUCAAAUACACAAACUUAUAGCAUACUGUACAUUGUUUAGCAUGUUAUCGAAUAUUUUUACUAUAGCAACUUUUGUAAUUGACUGGAAAACGGCCAACAAAUAUCCAGCUCUAGCCAUAUUUUAUGUCAAUGUAUGUUUUUGUAUAUCAUAUGGAGGAUGGUUAGUACAAUUUUUAGGAAGUGAGACUAGGGAGGAUAUUGUUUGUAAAAAAGAAGGAACGUUAAGAAAAUCCGAGCCUUGUGCCACUGAAAAUUUAUCGUGUGUUAUCGUAUUUGUUAUGGUGUAUUAUUUCAUGAUUGCCGGAUUGGUCUGGUUUGUCAUAUUCAGCUAUUCUUGGCAUAUGAAUUCUCUACAAGCACUAGGAAAGAUUCAAGAUAGGGUAGACAGAAAAAGGGCUUAUUUCCAUUUAGUAGCUUGGAGUUUUCCUUUGAUUUUAACAAUUACAACAAUGGCUAUCGGUGAAAUUGAUGGUGACUAUGUGACAGGUAUUUGCUUUGUGGGAUUUGUCACUAAAGCAGCCAGAGCGGGUUUACUUUUAACACCCCUAGCAGCUGCAAUGAUUGCCUCAGGAUAUAUUAUAGUUAAAGGGCUCCUACUACUUAUUAAAGUGAAAAUUGAAAGUAGAGAAAUAAUAUCUGAACAUUCCAGUAGAAAAAUUAGAUCAAAUAUUGUUAGAAUGGGAGUUUUUACUAUUUUUAUGAUAGUAUUUUGCGUAAUUACCUUCGGUUACCAUCAUUACAUUUUUGAAAAUUCAUCGCAAUGGAAUAAAAGUCUACAGGAUUAUAUUUACUGUAAAUUGACAAGUUUGAGUUCAGAUUCUACUCAUUGCAAACAAGAUUCACGUCCUAGUGUAGCAAUGCUACAAUUACAACUGUUGGCAGUCUUCGGAUCCGGUAUAGCGAUGGCUUCUUGGGUAUGGUGUGAUGCUACUUUACAUGCUUGGGGUAGAUAUAUUAGAAAAAAAUUUCAUUGUGAGAUAGAAGAACCAAUGAAACUACAAAAGCACAAAAUAAUCGCUCAAGCUUUUGCUAAAAGAAAAAAGUUCAACGAUGGGGGACAGAUAUCGAUUCUUUGUCAGCACCACACGGAUCCAGUAGGACUCCAGUUUGAAUUGAACAGCGCAGCUAGUAACGAAUUAAGUACAACAUGGGCAGCUAAUUUACCAAGAUUGGUUAAUAGAAGAGGAGCCGUACCGAAUGAAGUCGCUUAUUCGGCAUCAAGUAAUAAUCAUUCGAUGGAUAGUGAAGUCAGUUUAAAUUUCAGACAUGUCAGUAUCGAAAGUAGAAGAAACUCGGGAGAUAGUCAAGUUUCCGUUCAGAUUGCGGAACUGAAAGCUACAAGAAAGGUGAAUUCCAGAAGACACCGAAGCAAACACAGGUCGAAUAGACAGUUCAGAAGUCAUUCCAGGAAUAUAAGUCAAACAUCUAGAAGACUUUCCAAAUCCGGUACAAAACGAGAAAGUAGUACGAGUUUAGAUUCACAUUUACAAAUAAUAAAUGCCUUAACUAAUACCGGGGAAGUUAAAGCGUUUAGACCCAAUUUGAGUAGACGUACUGGCAAUGCUGGACUUGACGGUCCUCAUAUCAAUAAUCUACUUUCAAACGGAAAACUUCGAAUUCCUUGUAACAUAACCAACGGCAAGAGUGGAAGUGAAGAUGAAAAUGUUUCGGUAACCAUAUCGGAAAGUACUUUUAACAUGAAACUAAGUAACCACGCAAACAAUUUAGAUCUCAAUGAUGAACUAGCAUUAAAAUCCCUCAGACAAGGUAUACAUAUCGAAGAAAUCGAUUCUUCCAGUGAUGCAGAUCGAUCAGAAAAAUAUAAUAAAGAUUUCGAACAAGAAAAACGUAGUAAGAAGGGAUCGGGAAGAGAUUCUCAUUCAAGUAAAAGGUCGAGGAGGUCUAAAGUUACAAGGAAGAAGUAUUCCGAAGAUUCAGAUAGUUGUCAUAUAAGAAGCGACAGUUCCUCUUGUUCGGAAAUAAAACAACUUGUCCAGAGUUCUUUAAAUUCCGGAAAUUCUGUUUGCGUCGAUAAAAAUCGAGGUUCGAGACAAUCGAAGACGUCCAUAGAUGUUGCGGUUCAAGCAAAUGCUCAAGAUUUAGAUAACGAACUUAAAAAUAUGAAGAAGACCGAAAAUGAGAAACAUAAAAGUAAACAAACUAAAACGAAAGAAAAUAGAUAUAGGAAGGCGAGGAGAAGCUCGGAAAUCGAAACUAAUAAAAAGAGAAGAAUCUCCAAGGAGAAAUAUAAAAAUUGUGGCAGCUCCCAAGAAAGGGAAUCUCUUAAUAGAGAUACCGAUGAAGAAAAUUUAUUGGAUCGGAAGUGUAAAAUCGAUAUAAAAAAAAUGCAACAAUUAGUUUAAUAUCAAUAGUUGUUGUUGUCCUUUAAUAAGAAUCUAGUUUUACUAUUUUAUUAUUAAAAUUUUGGAGUUUACCUCCGAUGUUACUCUGAUCUCAAA